Messenger RNA from Spodoptera littoralis (African cotton leafworm), 747 nucleotides. The record is from the annotation of a GenBank genome assembly. NCBI's taxonomy places the organism in Eukaryota, Metazoa, Arthropoda, Insecta, Lepidoptera, Noctuidae.
AAAUAUUCUGCCAACCGACGGACGUCUGUCACCUCAUCCCGUCAGUUCAGCCAUCAGCUCAGGGCCAAAGGCGUCAGUCGAAAUUCAUCGUGACCAGAUGAUUCCAUAAAUAGUCCAGAUGAUUCCCAUGUUCACAUCUGCCAUUCUUGUCGUACAUUGUUGGCAAACCGUGUUUUUCCUCAUCGUAUUGUUUGCCGCAUUCCUGUCACUGCGGGAACUGCUCAGGGUCACCAGACGGGGCAGAGGGUGCAUCUCCAAUAGUGCAGAUUAAGAAUGAGCCAGGAAGGCAGUUCCCUCUCAUUAUACAUAUUAGCGCAUUUCUGGGAAACAAUUUGUUUUUUGAUAAUAAUAUUUGCGUUCUUUAUCUCUCUUUGGGAGCUGCUCCACGUUACAAGACCUAGACCCACCCUCAACCGAGGUUGCUGUGAUUAUUAUAAACGAAGCCUUCUGCAAGGCGCGUUGUAUGAAGAACGCGCAAAUUGUACAGAUGGAGAGAGAGAUGCAAGAUGUGGAACUGAACGAACGCCAACCUUCCAAAAUAGGCAGGGAACCCAUCAUACACCAACCAAUAAAAUCCUCCCAUCAUCAACGUUUCCAUUAACACGUCAUAGAUGGCGCAUAGCUCACAGACCGAUGUAUUUCUGGCCACAAGAAGAUUUGUUAAUACUAAUGUUCCAACAAGCUCGAAUAAAUCUAAUGAUAAAUACUGGGACUGACGUCAAGUAAAACAUGGCAUAUUUUUUAUUA